GUGCGGGAAGGGAGCGGGGGUGCCGUGGGAUUGGCUGCCUGCUGAUCGCGGGGCGGCGAAGCGGGAUCCGAGGCUUCGAGCUGGGCAAGGGCCCUGGUCUUCCGCCAUCCCAGACAAGCUUGCUCGGUGUCGGCUGGAGAGAGGGGAGGAAGAUCAUGUCGACGUCCAGUCACAAGGGAAAGCCACGUUUUGAUGUGUCAUUAGCGCGUCUAACUCGGCGAUUUAUGGAACUUGUCAGGAAGGCUCCUGAUGGGGUUCUUGACAUCAAUGAUGUGGCAUGGAUGCUUGGAGUGCGAAAAAGGAGGGUUUACGAUAUCACCAAUGUACUGGAUGGCAUUCAUCUGGUGAGAAAAAAAUCCAAAAACCUGAUUGAAUGGAUAGGCAAAAAUCCACAAGAAAGAUUAGCAUAUGAAGCCCAAUCUCGAAAACUGAGAAAAGAAUUGGCAGACCUAACAACGGUAGAGAAUUCUUUAGAUGAAUUAAUCAAGGACUGUGCUCAACAGUUAUACAGUUUAACAGAAGACAAAGAAAAUGCAAGACUAGCAUAUGUAACUUACAAGGACAUCCACGAUCUUCAAGCCUUCAAGGAACAGAUUGUAAUCGCAAUCAAAGCUCCCCAAGAAACGAAGCUCGAAGUCCCUAUUCCCAACGAGGAGAAAAUCCAAGUUUGUAUAAAGAGUACUGAAGGACCAAUUGACGUAUUUGUGUGUGAGAUGCAGGAAGAAUAUUGUCCUCCUAAAACGUGUGAAGAUGACACGUCCAAUGGGAAUGAAACAAUCUCCUCAACAGAUGAGGCAGUGACGUUACCACCUGAUAGAGAGAAAAACCUUAUGGAAUGAAGUGUAUAAUAUUAGUACUGAGACUAUCAAGUUACACUUUACUGAAGACUAGAACACUUCAAUGCAUUGUGGAUUUUCCAUUGUUGAACACUGAUCCAAAUGCCUAUAGAGGAGCUGGAAGAAAUGGUGUCCUGGGAGGCCAUGCAAUCUGCAUGUCUUGACAAAUUAUGCACAACCAGUUGCAAUCCAGUCUUAAUGUAUGUUAUCAAGAAAUACCAAAUGGCUUUGCACAGAAAGUAUCAUCAGCUGUCAUUUGGCAGUGAUUUGGUACAUCAGUUGAGGAGAGGUUUUGGAAAAGUGUGAUUUGCCAACUGGCUAAAAUAAGCUUUUGUAAAUAUUUUACUGGUUGAAAAUACAUCAUGACAGUGUCAAUAAACUUACAAAAUAUUACCAAUGAAUGUAUAUAAGAUUGUUUUAUGUGCUGUAAUAUCUUCAGGGUGAACACAUGAUGAGUCAAAAACAUUUUUUUUCACCAUGGUGUACAGAAUUUGUUAACUAGUGUUAUCUAUUAACCGCAGACUGUUUGUUACACGGGGUAAAAUUUGUUGCAUUUGGUCAAGAAUUAAAGGCAAAAUGCUGAAAGAACACAAGUCAAGCAGCAUCUUGGACCUGGGAAGGUUGUAAGAAGACAUGUUGUGUCAGGUUGACACCCUGCAUCAGCCGUCAGUUAGUUUCAUCCCUAAAUGGGAACUUACAAUUUUUGUCACAUGGAUGCUGCUUGACAUGCUCUGUUCUUCCGGUGUUCAUCCUGUUCCAGAUUCUAGUAUUCGCAACACUUCUGCCUUCAUUUCAGCAUUGGAUUGUCUUAGAUCCUAAAUUAAAUAACACUUCUGCAGAGAGGAUAAAGCUGUGUGUUUAUACCCCUCCCCCCACACUGACAGACCAGUGAGAACUACUUCAUAAGAAUCUUUUUGGACAGUAUUACAGUUUUUGUUUUUAAUUAAAUACAGAAAGGCCUCGUAGGUGAAAAUUUUGAAAGUCAUUAGAACAACUUUGUGUUUCUUUUUAAAAAUUAAUUUUGUUUAUCGUUUUCUGAAAUGCAUUUAUCUUGCAUUUCUCUGACACUGCCUGUCAAAUUAUCCUUGGCAGGUUACUUGGUAAUUACGUUAAACCAGCAUAUUCCUGGUUAUUUAUAUUCCUACAUAGUUUUUAAGCAAUUUUAAUUUGAUGCCUUUGGAAGUGCACUUUCCUAUGCCAUGUUGAAUGAGUAGUGUAUUUUUAAAAUUUCCCCACUGUAAUAAAAUCAUGAACUUGG
This is a messenger RNA of Hypanus sabinus (Atlantic stingray), 2094 nucleotides long. Its product is annotated as transcription factor E2F6-like. Gene Ontology annotation, biological process: regulation of transcription by RNA polymerase II. Bases 156 to 839 code for a protein of 227 amino acids. Gene Ontology annotation, cellular component: RNA polymerase II transcription regulator complex. Lineage: Eukaryota; Metazoa; Chordata; Chondrichthyes; Myliobatiformes; Dasyatidae. The transcript is spliced from 6 exons. Gene Ontology annotation, molecular function: RNA polymerase II cis-regulatory region sequence-specific DNA binding; protein dimerization activity; DNA-binding transcription factor activity, RNA polymerase II-specific. The record is from RefSeq and is a predicted model, not a curated record.